Molecule: messenger RNA, 1761 nt
Organism: Telopea speciosissima
Lineage: Eukaryota; Viridiplantae; Streptophyta; Magnoliopsida; Proteales; Proteaceae
Product: putative E3 ubiquitin-protein ligase XBAT31
Exons: 9
Coding region: 203-1540 (445 amino acids)
Molecular function (GO): protein binding
Source: RefSeq, a predicted model, not a curated record
UUUCUUUCUUUCUUUACUCCACACAGCUUCCACUGUUUAUCUUUCCUCUUUGAAGGAUCUUCACGCGACCACCCCUUCCCUUCCGAGGAAGGAGGGCGCACGAUAAGGUGGUGCUCUCCUCUCCGGCUCCCGCGGUUGGAUGUAAAACGACUUGAGAGAGAGAGAGAGAGAGAGAGAGAGAGGGAGGGGGUGGGGGAAGGAGAUGGGUCAGGGACUGAGUUGCAGAGCCAGUUACGAACAUGGCCUCUUCCGUGCUGUUCAGAUUGGGGACCUGGACACCGUUGUUGCUCUUUUGGAGAGAGACCCAACUCUAUUACAUCAGAACUCCGUCUAUGAUAAGCUCUCCGCUCUUCAUAUCGCUGCUGCUAAUGGUCGGAUCGAGGUUCUCUCCUUCCUUUUAGAUCGAUCUGUUCAUCCGGAUAUCUUUAAUCGUCAUAAGCAGACGCCACUUAUGCUGGCUGCAAUGCACGGCAAGAUCUCCUGCGUGCGGAAGCUCCUUCAAGCAGGGGCGAAUAUUUUGAUGUUUGAUUCUGUUCACGGAAGGACCUGUUUGCACUAUGCUGCUUAUUACGGACAUUCGGAUUGCCUCCAAGCCAUUCUUUCAGCUGCCCAUUCGAGCCCUGUUGCCGAAUCUUGGGGGUUCGCUCGUUUCGUGAAUGUUAGAGACGGCAGUGGAGCUACUCCGUUGCACUUAGCAGCCCGGCGAAGACGGGCUGAUUGCGUUCAUGUACUAUUAGAUAGUGGGGCUCUUGUCUCUGCAAUCUCCGGCGGAUAUGGCUGCCCUGGGAGCACUCCACUUCAUUUGGCAGCUCGAGGAGGUUCAUUGGAUUGUGUCCGUGAACUGCUGGCGUGGGGCACAGAUCGGCUUCAAAGAGACUCAGCUGGGAGAAUACCAUACACGGUUGCUCUGAAACACAAGCACAGCGCAUGUGCGGCCCUGCUGAACCCAGCGUCAGCAGAGCCUCUUGUGUGGCCGGCGCCAUUGAAAUUCAUCAGUGAGCUUAAUUCAGAGGCAAAGGUCCUGAUGGAGAGGGCUCUUAUGGAAGCAAACAGAGAGAGGGAAAAGACCAUCUUGAAGGGGAUGGCAUGCUCACUUCCAUCCCCUCCGCAUUCUGGUGGAGACGCCUAUAUUGACGACAAUAUCUCUGAGGGAAGCGACAACGAGAUGUGCUGCAUCUGUUUUGACCAAGUUUGCACAAUUGAGGUCAAAGACUGUGGUCACCAGAUGUGUGCUCAAUGCACUCUAGCUUUGUGCUGCCACAACAAGCCAAACCCCAAUACUGCAUGCUUGACUGCCCCUGUCUGCCCAUUUUGCCGCAGCAGCAUUGCCCAACUGGUGGUAGUCAAGGGAAAGACCGAGGAUGAAAUGGAUGGGGGCACCAAUUCCUCGAAGAUAAGGAGGUUAAGGAAGUCACAGACCUUUUGCGAGGGUAGUAGUAGCUUCAAGAGUUUGUCGGCCGUGGGUUCAUUUGGGAAGAUGGGUGGCCGCAGUUCAGGAAGGAUUGCUGCUGACAGUGGUGAUUGGGUUGACAAACCAUGACCCAAGAAGAUACUCUCUGUCUCUCUCUUUCUGUGGCUAUAUAUAUACACGUGGUACUCCAUUUGCUAUGUAGAUUUUGGGCAUUUGAAAGCAAAUUAAAUGAGGAUGGGAUCAAAAUAAGCAAGAAGAUUCUGCAAGUAUGCGCUAGUGGGGAUUGUAUUUGGAAAUCUUAAUUGUUGUAAUUUUGUUUACUUAAGAUUGAAGAAGCAGUGAUGCUUUCU